UUUAAAAAUUCUAAAUUUGUAAAUUUCUAAACUUCCUAAAAUUUUGUUCAUCGUGUAUUAAACUGACAUAGUAGAGGUGGUAGAGGAGAGUUAUGAAAAAGCGAGGCUAAGUGGUGAGGCAAUUUUUUAUGCUCAUUUGAACCGCGUGAAAUGUUAAUAUUCUUCCGUCAUUUGGUUUUAGAAUUUGUUAGAAUGUAAUUCAAACCCAUAAUACUUAAAAUACGCGGGAAAUACAUACUAUUUGGACGAUUAACACAAAUAGUGGUGCAUUAAUUGUGCGGCUUGAAAGAUCUACAUUAUCAAAAACAUUUGUGUAAUUAUCAUGAAGAAAAGGAAAACAAGACGUCAGCUUCUAUCGGAAAAGGAAGCUAUUGCUAAACAGUUGGUUGAUAAAGCAAAUUCAGUGAUAAAUCCUUUAGAGCCAUUAAAUGAUUUUCAUAAGUAUACAACUAAAGACAAUCAAAUUAUAGAACUUUCUUGUAUGAGAGCUAAGGAUGCACUGCCAGAAUGCAGAUUUUGGAUAUUUGAUAUUAUGGAACGUAACAUGAAAUCUCUAUAUGAGCAAUGUGAUUGGGGUUGGGAUCCAGUUGUUAAACAAAAAGAAUUAACAGAACCAGCAGCUUGGUAUUUAAUUGCAUCCUCAAAUGAUGUGUAUCUUGGAUUUUCUCAUUUUCGAUUUGAUAUAGAUAACAGAGAAGAAGUAUUAUAUUGCUAUGAAAUACAGUUGGAAACCAUAAUACGAAGAAAAGGGCUUGGUCAUUUCAUGAUGUCAGCUCUUGAGUCUAUGGCAUUGAAAAACAAAAUGCGUAAAGUAGUUUUAACUGUAUUUAAACAUAAUCCAUCAGCUGUACAGUUUUUUUAUGCUCUUGGUUACAAAUUGGAUAAGACCAGUCUACCGGUAUCCGACGAAGUGCAUUAUAUUAUUUUAAGUAAAUUUGUAAAAUAAAGUCAAUGGAUUAAUCUAAGACUGUGUUUUGUGGAACAAAACUGAUAAUAUUUGGUGUGGACAUAAAUUGACAAUAGGAGAUUUCAAAGAUGGUCCCACAUUAUGAAAUCACAUAUUAAUAGCUGCUUGAUGCAAUACCAUUCCAAUACCCUUACCAGCUCCUUCAGGAAUGGGGAAUACUCUAAAGCUAACAAUAUUUAAACCUAUAGGAAAAUCA
This is a messenger RNA of Megachile rotundata (alfalfa leafcutting bee), 1163 nucleotides long. RefSeq names its product N-alpha-acetyltransferase 40 (gene Naa40). The record is from RefSeq and is a predicted model, not a curated record. Gene Ontology annotation, molecular function: histone H4 acetyltransferase activity; protein N-terminal-serine acetyltransferase activity; histone H2A acetyltransferase activity. Gene Ontology annotation, cellular component: nucleus. Lineage: Eukaryota; Metazoa; Arthropoda; Insecta; Hymenoptera; Megachilidae.